AAGCGUACAAAUCCAGUUGCUAAAUCUACUAAUUAAGCAAGUUUAUAAAUAACUUUCUUUAUAAUGCAACCUUUUGGCUCCUCAACAAGUAUGAAGUUAGUAACAUUUUUCAGCUUUAUUUUGCUUGCUAUUCUUGGGGUCACCCAUGGCGAUACUGAUAGAAAGCAUUACAUAGUCUACAUGGGACAACACUCACACCUGAGCUCAGAGUCGGUCAUUUCGGCUAACCAUGACAUGCUGGCAUCGGUUCUCAAAAGUUAUAAUGGAGCAAAACAAGCAACAAUCCACCAUUAUACUAAAAGCUUCAGAGGCUUCUCAGCAAUGCUUACACCUGAUCAAGCAAUGAAACUUUCAGAAAAUGAAGAUGUUGUUUCCGUCUUUGAGAGCAGAAUGAAUCAAUUGCAUACUACUAAUUCAUGGAGAUUUCUAGGAAUCGAUUCUAUUCCGCAAUACAAUAAGCUUGCGACAGAUAUACAAUCGAAUGUAAUUGUUGGCGUUAUUGAUUCAGGCGUAUGGCCGGAAUCACAAAGCUUCACUGACUACGGAUUAGGGCCUGUGCCGAAAAGAUUCAAGGGAGAAUGUGUGUCCGGACAGAAUUUCACACGUUUCAACUGCAACAGGAAGAUUAUAGGCGCUCGAUACUACACCAAAGGAUACGAAGCGGUAAAUGGUCCUCUGGAGAGCAUUAACCAAACUUUCUUUCGAUCACCACGAGACAGUGAUGGCCACGGGACCCACACAUCGUCUACUAUUCUUGGAUCAAAGGUCUCUAAUGUUAGCAUGUACGGAUUAGGCUCAGGCACGGCAAGAGGAGGCGUGCCAAGCGCUAGAUUGUCUGUAUACAAAGCAUGCUGGUUUGGAGGUUGUGAUGAUGCCGACCUUCUAGCGGCAUUUAGUGACGCUAUUCACGAUGGCGUCGAUGUUCUUUCUAUAUCUCUUGGUCAACUUCCGCCCCAACAAAUUUACUUUGAAGACCCAAUCUCUAUAGGAUCAUUUCAUGCAUUUCAGAAUGGUGUUGUUGUAUGUGCAUCGGCUGGUAACAAGUUCUUCCCACGUGCAGUGAUUAACGUGGCUCCAUGGAUCCUCACAGUCGGUGCUAGCACAGUCGAUCGUGAGUUUCCAUCGUACUUACUUCUCGGGAAUCUAAAACAGUUGAAGGGUUUCGGGAUAAACACAAUUCCUGAUCAAGGGAAACAAUACAGUAUAAUAUCAGGGAGCACCGCUGCAGCGUCGGGAAUACCCUCCAGGAAUGCAAGCUUCUGCAAGAAAAACACCUUGGAUUCAAACUCGAUCAAGGGGAGAAUCGUGGUCUGUAUACUCGAGACGUUGAAUGAUGAUCGGAAAGAGAAGGCGAUUGCAAUAAAGGAAGGCGGUGGUGUUGGGAUGAUCCUCAUUGAUCCUCUUGCGCCAUACGUGUUGUUUCAAACCGUUGUUCAAAGUGUUUUGAUCGGGAAAGCGGAAGCUGAAAAGCUUCAAUCGUACAUGGACACUGAAAAGAAUCCAACAGCUAGGAUCUACCUAACAGUAACAAGUGCCGGGAUUAAACCAGCACCAGUAAUGGCGAUCUUCUCUUCCAAGGGACCAAACAUUUUAUCUCCCGACAUCAUCAAACCAGAUAUAACAGCACCAGGAGUGAACAUUUUGGCCGCAUGGUCACCUCUCGCGACAAAAAACACACUUGGCAACAACAUAGACUUUAACAUUCUCUCUGGAACCUCUAUGUCAUGUCCACAUGCAGCUGCAGUGGCUGCACUAAUAAAAUCGGCUCAUCCUUAUUGGAGCCCAGCCGCGAUAAAGUCUGCAAUAAUGACCACAGCUACCCUCAUUGAUAACACCCAAAGUUUCAUAAGAAAUGAUGAUACUACAAUUGCGACUCCUUUUGAUUUCGGAUCAGGACAUAUUAACCCAGCUGCAGCAAUAGAUCCCGGACUCAUUUACGAUUUUGAUACCAACAAUCUAAUCGAUCUCCUUUGCAGCUAUGGAGCAAACGACGAACAACUCAAGAACUUGACUGACACACCGGUUUACUGCAAAAAAACUCCCACGCAAUCCUAUAACUUCAACUAUCCAUCCAUCGGUGUCGCUAACAUGGUUGGAAAUUUAUCGGUUUACAGGACUGUUACAUAUAUCGGUGAAGGCCCAAUUGUUUAUUAUUCAACACUAGAAGCAAUUGCGGGAGUAAAAGCUUGGGUUUAUCCUGAUGUCCUUAGGUUUUCGAAAUCGGGGGAGAAGAUGACUUACAGGAUCGAUUUUGUACCUUAUAAAAGCAACAAUGGCAGCUAUGAAUUUGGAUCAUUGACAUGGAAAAAUGAUGAUCAUAUGGUUAGGAGUCCGAUUGCUGUUAAUGUGGUUUCGAUUUGAUAUCAUAUAUCACAUUUAUAAUUUAUGGAUUAGGUUCAAGAGUGAACAACUUCUUGAGAGUGAACUAAGUGAACUAAUCUUGGCCGUUGAUCAUUUUUAGAUUAAAAGAGCAAAAUUGACAUUAGUCAAGUAUAUUUAAUUAAAAUCCCAUAAUUUUCUCAUCU
Helianthus annuus (common sunflower) is the source of this 2525-nucleotide messenger RNA. RefSeq names its product subtilisin-like serine-protease S. The coding region runs from base 64 to 2361 and encodes 765 amino acids. The record is from RefSeq and is a predicted model, not a curated record. The transcript is spliced from 10 exons. Gene Ontology annotation, molecular function: serine-type endopeptidase activity. Lineage: Eukaryota; Viridiplantae; Streptophyta; Magnoliopsida; Asterales; Asteraceae. Gene Ontology annotation, biological process: proteolysis.